This is a messenger RNA of Trichoderma citrinoviride, 1695 nucleotides long. Its product is annotated as carbohydrate-binding module family 48 protein. The record is from RefSeq and is a predicted model, not a curated record. Lineage: Eukaryota; Fungi; Ascomycota; Sordariomycetes; Hypocreales; Hypocreaceae. The transcript is spliced from 2 exons. The annotation marks the transcript as partial.
UACGUCGUCGACGGCAACUGGACAGUAAACGAAUCUGCCCCCAAGGAGGCCGACCACGAGGGCAACAUCAACAACUUCAUCACGCCCGAGGACAUCCUUCAGUCCGACCCCGCAGCUGCCUUGACCAACACCGUUACUCCUCAGGCCACCACCGUCGCAAUGGCUUCUGAACAGCCGAUUGACAAGCCCGAGGGCGCCGCCACCCCUUCGGACGUUCCUGGCGGCUUCCCCAUCACCCCCAGCACCGAGCUGGACAAGCCCAUCGGCGUCAACCCCCUGCCCGCUGCUGCCGGCGCUGUCAACCCCUUCAAGCUCGAGCCUGGCGAGAAGGUCCCCGAUGUCGGCAUCGAGAGCACCAACGACCACGUCAAGCUGGACAAGGAGUCUUACGACAAGAGCGACGCCCUUCCCGGCGUUGACGUCGCCGACCUGCCCCCCAUCACCAGCAAUCUGAUUCCCGAAUCCAGCCUUCCCGUCACCGCCGCGGGAGACGUCAACAUCAACACUGUCGGCUCCGGCGCCACAACCCUCGGCCUGGCCGCCCAGGUCCCGCUCGAGGCCAAGAUUCCCGAUGCCACCAAGGUCCCCGAAGUCGUCAAGGAGAGCCAAGAAAAGGCCCACGCCGAGCCCGAGGCCUCAGCCGUCCCCGAAGAAGUCGCGGACAAGGCCAAGGUCGAGGAGGAGCUCAAGGAGAAGGUCACCGAAGUUCCCGCCGCCUCUGAGGGCACCGCCGGCGUCGGCACCGAGAAGUCGGAGUCGGAGACGGACCCCGCCGCCGCCAUUGCUGCCGCCGCCACCACGACGGGCGCCGCCGUCCUUUCCGCCGUCAUUGCCGCCAAGGACAAUCUCGUCGAGACCGCCGCGCCUGUCGCCAACGACGCCGCUGCGGCUGCUUCUGCCGCUGCCAAUGACGCUGUUGCCGCCGCUACUGAAGCCGCCAGGCAGAACCUUCCCGACUCCGUCAAGGAGAAGCUGCCUGAGCCCCUUCAGGAUGUCCUUGCUCAGCAAGAGACCGCCGCCAAGGAGGCGACCCGAGAGGAGGUUUCUCCCGAAGUCCCCGCCGAGGUCAAGGAGUCCAUCACCGAAGCCGACAAGAGCCCCGAGGCUGCCGCCAACACUGUCGCGGUCGAGGAGAAGAAGGAGGUCGAGGCUGAACUGCUGAAGGAGGUCAAGCCCGUCCCGCCUGUCGACGAGACCGAGACCACGCCCGCCCCCAAGCAGGAGGCUCACGAGGAGGCAAUCGACAACCCUGUGACUGAGGUCAGCAACGUCCAGGUCAGCAAGACCGAGGUUCCCGUCGAGGAGCUCGCCACGGUCGCCCCCGCCAUUGAGGCGCCCAAGGCCUCUGAGGUGCCCAAGAUCGAAGAGACCCCGACCGCGGCCGAGACCCCCGCCGCCGCCGAUGUAGUUGCCCUUGCUCCCGCCGCCGAAGUACCUGCCCUUGCCCCCGCUCCCAUCGACACAACGGUUGCUCCGGAAGCAUCCAAGACCGACGGUCCCUCCGUGGACACCCCCGUGACCGAGACCGACAAGACCGAGGUGCCCCCUAGCGAUGCGGCUGCGGAGCCCGCCAAGGCCGACGCCGCCAACGGCUCCAACGGCUCCAACGGCGCGCACUCCGACAAGGGAUCCGAGAAGAAGAAGAACCGUUUCAGCGCCUUCUUCAGCCGAUUCACGCAUAAGCACAAGCACUGA